AUGGCUACGGAUCAUGAGCCUGUCACUGAGAAGCCUAGUGGCUCUCCUUCAUCCAACCCUCCAGAUGAAUCAACACAAAACGCCAAAGAAGAAGAAUCACAAGCAGCAGCAAAGACACGGCCUGAAAGAACAGCCAAUUUCAAAGAUUACAUGCGAAUCUUCUCCUACGCAACAAAAUGGGAUUUCGUUGCAUAUGCUGCAGGGUUCUUCGCCAGCAUUGGUGCUGGAAUUACAGGUCAAUUCGUGGGCAACUUCACUGACUACUUUUUGCCCGGGAGCACAACUUCUCAAAAUGAAUUCAAUAGCAGCAUUGAUAAGUUGGCGCUGUAUAUGUUCUUCUUGUUCCUAGGGCGAUUUGUCCUUAACGCUAUUAAUAAGUUCGUUUUUCGCAUGAUAGGUAUCAGGUUGUCUUCAGCUAUCAGACUUCACUACCUACAAUCGCUCUUCGGUCAAUCUAUUCAUGUCCUUGAUUCAAUGCCCCCAGGAUAUGCCACUGGCACUAUUACUUCUACUGCCAACGUCCUGCAGCUGGGCAUAUCCGAGAAGCUGGGAAUCUUUGUCGAAUACAACUCAACUAUCGUGGCUGCGCUCAUUGUAGCAUUUGUAAAGAAUUGGUCCCUUACUCUGGUCACAUCUUCGAUCAUCUUGUAUCUUUUCCUCGUUCUUGGCACAUUUCUGCCCAUGAUACUCAAAGUCAAUGCCCUCCUCACCAAGGCCGAAGGCAGAGCUGGUGCAGUCGCCAGUGAAGCGCUGGCGAGUGUCAGAAUGGUAGCAGCUUGUGGCGCAGAAUCACGCAUUUCCAAGAAAUACGCUGCUUUUGUGGAAGAGACGAGGCAACAUGGCAAGCUCCUCUCUCCUCUUAUCGGAGGCCAACUUGGUUUUGUGUUUUUUGGCCUAUAUGCUGGGUUCGCCCUUUGCUUUUGGUAUGGCGCAAAGUCAUACUCGGAAGGUAGAUUGGAUAAUGUUGGAGACGUCCUUGUUGUGUUACUUUCUGUGAUGAUUGUCGUACUUUCACUGGAGCGCACAUCGACGCCGCUUCUUGCUGUCGGAAAAGCUACCGUUGCAGCUUGUGAAUUCUUUGUCGUCAUUGAUGCGCCUCAACCACCAAAGGGGCAUUUGAAAGAACCUGAAGUGUCGUCGACACAGGACAUCGUUUUUGAAGGGGUUACAUUCGCAUAUCCCAGCCGACCUCAUGUGAAAGUAUUAGAUGACCUUGACCUACGCCUCGAAGCCGGAAAGAUUAAUGCUGUGGUUGGACCAUCUGGAUCUGGCAAGAGUACAAUUGUCGGUUUGAUUCAGAGAUGGUAUACUCUACAGGAUCAGCACGUUUUGGCCAAAGUUAUCGAGAAGGAGAAAACGGGGGGAAAGAAGAACAAGAAGGCCGAGAGCGAAGAAGAUGACGAUUUGGCCAACCCGACCGAAACAGAAUCUGAAGAAAGGGGUCCUCCUAUUGAGGUUCGCGGACGCGUCACCACAUCGGGUCAGCUCUUGGAUGACAUCGAGCUUAAGUGGUGGAGAUCUCAAAUUGGACUCGUGCAGCAAGAGCCGUUUCUUUUCAACGACACGAUUUAUAACAACGUUGCAUUUGGAUUGAUUGGAACGCCAUGGGAAGAUGAGUCCGAAGAUAAGAAGAGGGAGUUGGUGAGGGAGGCAUGUCGAGAGGCCUUUGCCGAUGAAUUCAUUGACAGGUUACCCGACAAAUAUCAUUCUAUCGUCGGUGAUAGUGGAGCUAAACUCUCUGGCGGCCAGAGACAGCGCCUCGCGAUUGCUCGAUCUAUUGUACGAAAGCCAAGCAUCCUGAUCUUGGAUGAGGCUACAAGUGCUAUUGACGUACGGGGUGAACGUAUUGUUCAAGCAGCACUUGACAGAGUCGCCAAGAACCGGACUACGAUCACCAUCGCUCAUCGAUUAUCAACGAUCAAGAAGGCUGAUCGUAUCAUUGUUUUGAAGAAAGGCAAGGUCGUGGAAUCAGGAACACACGAUAGUCUCAUCACUGUUGAUGGUGGCGUCUACUCUGGUCUUGUUCACGCCCAAGCGCUGUCACUAGGAGAACCCACUGAGGCUGGAUAUGAGUCUGUUGAAUACGAGGAUAAGCCAACUCUUGCCAAUGUCCAGAGCGUUGCAGCUUCAGAGGUUGAAAUGAAUGCAGAGGUUGUCAAAGGAAAAAAAGGAAGCCCUUUCACCAGCUUCAGUCGGUUGUUCCUGGAGAGUAAAAACAUAUAUCCAGCUUUUGCUCUAACCCUCUUCGCUGCUGCCUGCGUUGGUUCGGGUGUACCAUUACAGGCCUGGAUCUUUGGCAAGAUCAUUGUCUCCUUUAACUAUAUAGGGACUGAUUCGGAUCGUUCAGAAAGCAAUUUCUGGGCCCUGAUGUUUGUUGUCCUGGCAGUAGGGGUGGGAGUCAGUUACUUUGUGGUGAUUUUUGUGGCAACCCGCAUGUCAGCAACCGUGCGAGCCAAAUAUCAACAGCAGUACUUUGACGCUGUCAUGUUCCAGAAGACAUCCUUUUUUGACCAUGAAGAUCAUUCUCAUGGGACAAUGACGUCCAGGUUGGGGACCGACCCAAAGCAGCUGGAAGAGAUGAUGGGAUUGAACAUGGCUAGUGUCUUUGUUGCCCUCUUCAACGUCACAGGGGCUGUCGCAAUCGCCUUCGCACACACCUGGAAGCUCGCAGUAGUUUCUUGUUGCGUUGUAUUGCCUGUCAUGAUUAUGUCGGCUUACUGGCGUUUCAAAUAUGAACUGGCCUUUGAAAAGAUGAACAACGACGUCUUCGCGGAAAGUUCAAAGUUCGCGUCAGAGUCAAUUGGGGCCUUCAGGACCGUCACUUCUUUGACACUGGAAGACUCGAUCUGCUUGCGAUACCAGAACCUACUCGAUGAACAUGUUGUUUCAGCAUACAAGAAGGCCAGAUGGGUGAGCAUACUCUUCGGCUUCUCUGAUAGCGCCAGCAUGGCUUGUCAAGCUCUCAACUUUUGGUGGGGAGGUCGCCUACUUUCCAGAUACGAGAUUGGGCUCGUUGCAUUCUUUGUCUGUUUUAUGGCGAUCACCAACGGCAGUGAAGCAGCUGGCCAGGCUCUCGGUUUCGGUCCUAAUGCUGCCCUUAGCUCAGCAGCCGCUGAUCGUAUCCUCAAGAUGAGAGAGAGCAGACCUCAGGAUAAGGUGUCAACCUCGCAAGAAAUCCCAGAUACCGACGGUGGGAUGUCAAUCGAGUUGGAUAAUAUCUACUUCAAGUACCCAACUAGAAGCACGCCUGUGUUUAAAGGACUGAGCCUCAAGAUUGAAAAGGGGCAGUUCGCAGCUCUUGUUGGCGCAUCUGGAUGCGGUAAAACAUCCAUCAUAUCACUGAUGGAGAGGUUCUAUGAUCUAGACAAGGGUCGAAUCCUGCUAAAUGGAAAGGAUUCCACUGACAUCAACUUGUAUGAAUACCGAAAGUACUUUUCUCUUGUUGCUCAGGAAGCCACCCUUUUUCAAGGUACUCUCAGAGAAAACAUCCUGCUUGGUGUCGAUCCUACGUCCAUCACAGAUGAGCAGCUGCACCAAGCUUGUCGUGAUGCUUCAAUCCACGACUUCAUAGUCUCUCUCCCGGAUGGGUUAAACACAAACGUUGGCUCUCGUGGUGUGUCACUUUCAGGUGGCCAGAAGCAGCGUGUGGCAAUUGCUCGUGCUCUUAUCCGCGAUCCCAAAGUUCUUCUACUUGACGAAGCAACGAGUUCCCUUGAUUCGGAAAGCGAAAAAUUGGUUCAGGCCGCGUUCGAAAGAGCUAGUGAGGGACGGACAAUGCUUGUUGUUGCACAUAGACUUGCGACUGUUCAGAAUGCCGAUGUCAUUUUCGUGCUAGGAGACGGACAGCUACUAGAACAAGGCAGCCACGUAGAGUUAUUGAGAAAACGGGGCGUCUAUUGGCAUAUGUGUCAAAGUCAAGCUUUGGACCGUUAG
Messenger RNA from Fusarium coffeatum, 3933 nucleotides. RefSeq lists its product as uncharacterized. Bases 1 to 3933 code for a protein of 1310 amino acids. The record is from RefSeq and is a predicted model, not a curated record. The transcript is spliced from 9 exons. Gene Ontology annotation, cellular component: membrane. Gene Ontology annotation, biological process: transmembrane transport. Gene Ontology annotation, molecular function: ATP hydrolysis activity; ABC-type transporter activity; ATP binding. Lineage: Eukaryota; Fungi; Ascomycota; Sordariomycetes; Hypocreales; Nectriaceae.